GUAGAUAUUCCGACGUUUAUACACGUACUCGAGCCACGACACGGCACAGUACAGCACAGGUGUCUCAACAAUAUAUCAUCCCUACCGAAGCUUGACCUUUGCUUCGGAAUAGUCAUCCGUACGUAACCAAUUUUGAGAAGGAGCAUGACGAUCCAGACCCGCAAUCCAAACCUCGAGCGGCGAAGUCUCUCAUCCUAGCAUCCUUCCGGGGUAAACCCCAGUACCCUCCAUCGGAAGGCACCAAGAUAAUCAAUUACUUGCAUAAUAUUCCUACCCAAACACCAAAAUAUUUCCUCGUGGUGCAUUUCAACAUUCUCCGCCCCAUUGUAGGUUGGCAUUCAACACUACCCUAACCUACAAUCUUUCACACUUCGUCCGCCGCCAAUAUGUCUUCUCUCGAGGCCAAGAUCGUCGUCCUCGGCUCCCAAGGCGUCGGCAAGACGUCCCUAGUAACGCGGUACUGUAAAGGCGCCUUCAAUCCCGCACAAACAACAUCCACCGUCGGUGCUAGCUUCAUGACGAAGCGAGUCGUCGACGGCGACACCGAUACAGUCGUCCGUCUCCAGAUAUGGGACACAGCCGGACAGGAACGCUUCCGCUCGAUCUCGCGGUUAUACUACCGAGGCGCUAAUGCCUGCAUCCUCUGCUACAGCAUAACCGACGCCCAGUCCUUUGCCGAGAUGGGUAUGUGGCUAACCGAACUGCGACGCAACCUCCCGCCCGAUAUUGUCUUACACGUCGUCGGUACGAAAGCCGAUAUCGUCGCCCGCGACCCCACGCGUCGUGAAGUACCUUUCGAACGCUGCAUAGCAUACGUUGCGGAGAACCUAGCCCCCGGAUUGGGCUCGACACCACCGCCGACUGCAACGCCGAGUGGCCUUACGGGACUGCCGCCAGGGCCGGGAGCGAGUCAAUCAAGUGUGGGUGGCACACCGGCAGCGUCGAGCAACCAGGAGCCGCGGAGCCCUAGUAGCAAGCGGAGCUCCGGUUUCUGGGGACAAGAAGUGGGCUGGGAUGCAUGUCAUGAGAUUAGUGCGGAGAGCGGAGAGGGUGUCGAGGAGGUCUUCCGGGUCGUAACACGUAAACUCGUCGAGCAGAACCGCAAGAUCCAACAAGCUGUCCUGGCCGCUACCGCUACACCCGGUACGCCAGGCUACGAGAGUGGCAGCGGUGGAGUUGACGGUGGCGGAUACUUUGACGGCAUAAACCCCCGUGGAAGUGGUUACGGCUACGGCGGUAGUGGACCAGGCGGUGGAGGUAGUUUCCGAGUUGGAAGGGACCGCCGUAGUUGGCUUUUCUCGUCCCCGGGUUUCUCGCCUGCUGUUACCGUUGAGAAUGCGGUGAAUGGAGCGGAACACCUGGGACGACAGGACGAUGAUAUCGAGAGAAGAGGACGGAAGUGUUGUUAAUCAUGGUCAACCUCCAUUUUAUGGCGUCUAGUGAUACGUCACGGGUAGCGAUUUGCGCGUACGAGAUGUCCUGAAAAAUGGCAUUCUCCAAGUUACCAG
Molecule: messenger RNA, 1508 nt
Organism: Hypoxylon trugodes
Lineage: Eukaryota; Fungi; Ascomycota; Sordariomycetes; Xylariales; Hypoxylaceae
Product: ras-domain-containing protein
Exons: 2
Coding region: 387-1409 (340 amino acids)
Biological process (GO): intracellular protein transport
Cellular component (GO): endomembrane system
Molecular function (GO): GTP binding; GTPase activity
Source: RefSeq, a predicted model, not a curated record